UUGAAAAAUCCCUGUUACAAUACCCCACAAACCAAAGCGAUGUCUUUAAGUUUCUUGUUUUAUACAGUAACAGUCGGUGUAACAGUCCAGACCCUAAAGUUCAGAUUACUGUAAUAUAUUGAAGAAAAGUAUCAAAUCCUCUCAUUUGAGACUGAGCAAAUGUUUUGGUGUUUUUGCUUGAAAAACAAAUAAAUGAUUAAUCAGUCGUCAAAAUAUCUGUUUGAUGAAUUUAAUAAUCUCGACCUGCAAUGAUUUGUCUAUUUUAAAAACUUUAUCUGCAAUUUUUUUUUUUUUUUUUUUUAAUCACUCUAAAUGUAAUCUCUUUGGGUUUUGGAUUGUUGCUCGAACGAAACAAGAUUUUUAAAGAUGUCAACAAGGACUCUGGGAAAAUAUAGCAAGCCAAGCGAGUUUCUGCACAGGCUGACACAUUCACACUUAUUUGUUGUCCCUCUCUGAUGUGGGCAGAUUACAAAACACACAGACUAUCAUUUGGGGCCUAAUCGUGUUGUCUGGUUGUUUUUGCCUCCAACUUUUCUUCUCCCAGAGGUAAAACACCACAGACUGACCACACCACAGCUCCGCAAAGCAAAACUUUACAGUGCCAGGUGCAACAGUUCUCAGCUUCACCAUUUAAACUGACUCAGUGGCGUGAACAUGGUAGUAAUAUAACUAAAGACCACUGACUUGUUGUGUCCUAGUCCGUCUCUGCUGGCAGAACCUCCGCCCACAUCCCUGCUCAGAUGCUUUUUCAGUGAUUGAAGUACAGUUAUGACAUGAGACAAAGUAGUAAUUCAGCCUCAUUAUCAGGCUGGUUAUUUCCUCUAAUACAGGCACGCCGCACAGUGGCAGUCAGCUGUUUGUUCCUGUGUUGUGUUCAAGUGCGACUUUCACCAUGUCAGCCUUUGUCUGUGCUUCUCCUGUGAGGUCAACUUGGUGUGUCGGGUCCUUACAUUGUAAAAUGAGAGAAGAAGCUCAAACCUCUUGGCUGCAGUAAAGGAGAGUUAUAAUCACAGGACAGUAGUCAGUACUAAAUAUCUAGCUAGUUAGACUGGUUUAUGUGUCUUUUUCCUGUAGAUAGCAAAAUAUUUAAGCCAUUAAAAACGGCAGCAGACAACAGGUUUUGGCUGUCAAAAUGAUACAAGGAGAAAUUCAUCUGAAAGAGGAGGAAGUAGGGACCAGAAUGCAUUGCAGCAGUCAGAUUGUUUGGGUUUAGAGUAAGGGGUGAUUCCGUUUUUACAAAUCGUUAAAUGUCAUCAUGAUCUCUGUCUUUACCAACACAGGGGAAUGAUCACACUUUCAGAAUGUUAACAUACAGAAAUGGAAGCAUGUAGACUCAAUGCUCCUUGCAGGGUUAAAAGGUGCAUUCUGGGAAAUGAAGGAAAUCAGAAACUGGAGUAGAAGGUGAUGCAGCAGGUUGAGGAAAAGUGGGUAGCACAGUGAUUUUAGUCCUUAAACAUAUGAAUCUCUGACUCUGCUUUGUGGCUAUGAUCAGUCUACUAACCUGCCUGAUGACCUUUAACUUUUGACCCCUGCUCUGUAGUCAGAUAGUCACCUCAGUUCUAUCAAAUCACUAGGGGUAUCUUUGUUCAUUUCUUUUAAUUUAUAUGUAUUAAUUUACAUCAACAAAUGAAAAAGAUUAAAAUAUAUUUGAUCUGCAGCGAUUGUAUGUUUUGUAUUUUUCAAUCCACUCCAGCUCUGUUUUAACAUGACAUAAAUCAUUUCACUUAAAGGAAAAUACAAGUGAAAAGCACAAAAAAUGUGAAGGAAAAAGAAAUAAAACAAGAUUCAGUUAUACUAAUAAUCUUUUAUAACCGACAACAAAAAUAAAUAAAAUUAAUACAAAAAGAGUAAAAUAAUCAAACUAUUGGAAACCAAAGUAAAUCAAAGCAUGACAUUUUAUGAAUAAAAUAUGUUCCCAUCAAAAUCAUAACAUUUACAGUAACAUUAAGUGUUUAAAGACAUUUUGUUAUGUUAAAACUAUUUUUUUUUGUUACUAUUUUGUUUUGUUUUUUUAAAUAUAUACAUUUAAAAAUAUAUUUAACGUUUGUGAAUAACAAAUUACGUCAUCACAGCGCGACAGCUUCGUAGGCGUUACACAGUUCGGUGUAAACAUGAACCCGCAGUAUGUGUAAAUAUAACAGGAGCGGCAAAUAUACGCUGCCGCCUGUGUUUAAUUACACACAGUGGGAGCUGCUGUAGCUUUAGUCUCAAUACAAAACUGGUUUUACCCGCGUCGUGCUCUCCGGAGGCGGUCUGAGCUUUAGCUUGUAGCCGUUAACUGUCAGUUCACCGAUGGAGGAGCCGCCGCAGCUUCCACCUGAGGUCUGGGUGUACGUCUUCAGCUACCUGAGCACGGAGGAGAAACACACGCUCCGCACCUGCUGCAGGUACCUCAAGAAGCUCGUCGACCACCCGUCCCUGUGGAGGGACUACACGGUGGUACUGUCCGACCUCCGCCGGUACACCUACGGCUUCUGGGACACCCUGCGGCUUCGCAAGCUCACCCGGGUGGCGGUGCGACACCUUAGGCGCAAAGAGUGGCGGCGGCUCGUCAAGUUUCUCCCGUCUCUCACCGCCAUCGUGUUCGUGGACGGAGGGCGGCUGUACAAGGAGAAAUACCUGGAUAACCUGUCGCGGUUCCCCGACUUGAGGGACCUCGGGGUGCGGAACGCCACCUGGGACGAGGCCAUGCUGGGGCGGACUCUGAGCGAGCAGCUGCAGGAGCGUCUGACUCACCUGAGCGUGUGCAACGUCAGGCUGCCUUGCACGGUGGAGUUCAUAAACACCGUGUCGCGCCUGGUCAACCUUCGGUACCUGCUCUUCCACCAGCAGGGGGAGGGCUACGGGCUGGACACGGUGAGGCCGGUGCCCUGCAGCGUUUUCCACACCUUGCUGCUGAACCUGAAGAGGCUGAAGCACCUGUCUUGGGGGAUGAGGGGGGAACCGCCAGAGCCGCUGCCCGACGAUUACCUCAGCCCCGCGGACCAGCAGCAGCCAGGAUCAGGUCGGUACGGCGGCCCGGCACUGACCUGCCUGGAGCUGGUGGAUUACCCAGAAACCAUCCUGCCAGAGAACGCCCUGAGAAGUCUGACCUCGCUCAGGUCACUGACUGUCCGCUACAGGUACAUCAGAGAAGGCAUCGAGUGUCGCCUCAGGUCCUGGCUCAGUCCUCUACAGCAGCUGGAAACACUCACCAUUAUCGGUGGUAAUUCUCUCGCUACCUAUACAACCACCAUCCCGUCCAGCGUGACCAGACUGACACUGCGUGUGGCCAUAACUCUGAAAGACAUGGACUCCAUCGCUCCUAAAGUCCCGGCUCUCGAGCACCUGGACAUCGAGCAGAACCGCUCCAGCGGCAGCCUCUGCAGACGAAUCCCCAUGCUGUUUCCUCAGCUCAGGACACUCAGGAUACGGUUUUUCCGUAGAGAACCAGAGAAGGACCUGCUGAGCCUCCACCGGCUACGACACCUGGUGCAGCUGGAGCUGCUGGUGGAGCGCUCGUUCAUCCUCAGAGACUACCUGAAUGGUCACCCCUGGCCCAGCCCUUGCGUACAGGAGCUGAUCAACCAGCUCAGAGAGCUGUCCGAGAACAGGAUCACCGUCAUCACCACGAUGCGCCAGAGAAACCCUCUACGAGAAUGUGACUGUGUGUGGGAGGGGGACUGAAGACCGGGAGGAAAUGAGAACCGGAAGUCGUUUUUGUCCUCCUGGCGACAGACGACAGAGUUGGGAACGCCGACACCCAGGUUGGAGUAAAUCAAACACACGGCAACAGAUAAUGCCUGUUUUCUUAUGAAGUUAACAGGCAGCCAUAAGUGGGGCAGCCAUAAGUGAGGCACACUGAAGGUCCUUGGACGUUAAAAUUAUAAAUCUCAUGAAAGUGCCUGAAUAUGAUAAUUAGUGGAUGAUGUUCGCCAAUCAUUUGGCUUGAAAUUUCUUGGAUUCCAGAAAUGCACUGAAGUUUUAUCAGAAAGGAGACACAGUGAACAGACUGAGGGCUCAGCUCUGACUGUGAACUCACAGCAUUAAUUCUCACCUGAACCUGAAAUAAAAUAGUCAAAGAACAGCCAGGGGCGUGGCCAGCACCGACAAAUAGAGGCCAGUAGCUUGGGUUGGGUCUGUUUUGGAUCCCGUUCCCAGUCAGCAAAAUAUUCACAUUCGUUAAGCUCUGACGCUAACAAAUCUCUUAUUGAACUUUUUGUUUUUUAUUCUCUCCUGGUUAUUUGUAAUUAGCAAAGACCAGCACUGAAAACAUGCAGGAAACUUGAGUCUGUAGGUUAAUGUGCUCUCUCCAGGCCGCUGACUGGAUUCUGCCAAAGAUUGUGAGUGAAAAGACGCAUCACUCUGUAAUGUCUCUCUACGACGGCCAGUCAAAUGUUUUUUUUGUAGCUCAACAGAGUCGAGAUGCUCUUAGUUAAAUACAGGAAAGUUUCUCAGUUCAGCUUCUUACAUAGAUCAGAUCUGGAGCUCAUUAUGGUCAGAGUAAUGGAUCCAGAGGUCCAGCUGGUAUUUCAUUGUGUCACAACAGACAAUAUCAAUCAAUAAUCAACAUUUCAGACCUCCUGCUCAGAUCAUUUUUCAGGUUGGAGCUGCAUGUUGUCAACAUUAACUGGGUUAGCGUCAUUAAUGUUGCUAUUGGUUUAUUUAGUGCCAGUAAAAACGGUUUUCUGGCUUCUCAGCCGACAAAAGCUGAUAACAGAUCUAAACUGAAUCUCUGACUUGUAUUUAUUUUUAACUUAAUUAAUUUAUUUUUAAGCUUCUUGCAAAAGAUAAAAACUGAACUUAAUGAGAUCUGAGAAUGAUUCGAAAGAAUUCAGAUUCAAUAAGUGGAUCUGAUAGCGGACUCAGAUUCUAUAAAAUGGUUUCGAAUGCCAACUACUACCUGUAGCUAAUAGAGGCGUGGAAUUAACUGUUGUGUGCUGCAACAGCUCACACGGUGAAUUCAGCAAAAACUAUCGUAGUCCUUCCCUUAUUGAUUAUCGAUAGGCCUUUAAUGUGAAGCCUGUGCAGGAAGUGUUGACUGAUUGAAGCCUAAAUAAUGGUCCUUUGCCACCGAGUAAAAGAAAGGCCACUGUUGAGAGUUUACAGUGUUUUUAAAUAAAAAGCAGACAGACGUCAGUCAGUUGUGAGGAGAUCGACGCAGCUCGAUAUGUAUCAGUAUUUAUUUCAAGAAGAUCAGUAUUUAUUUAACCUUCCUGUUCAUACAGGAACAGUUUAGUCUGUUGAACCAAAUGACAGCGCUGGACUCUGAGGAGCCUCGAGCUCAAGGAUCAGAAUAAACAAAUAGAUGUCAAAGUGUCGCUCAUCAGCCAACUGUUCCCCCCAAAAAUUAAUUAAUGCACUUUGAUUAUUAAAACUUUUGGAGGAAUCAAUUAAAUACUGUCAAUUUUUUUAUUUAUAAAGUCAAAGAAUGUACUUAUCACGCAUUUUAUUUAUGAACAAACUACCUAGUUUACUUUGAGCUGCAAAAUAAUUUCAAUUGUUUAAACAGCUUUGAGGAAAUAUAUGAAUUUUGUUUUCAUAAAUGUUUAUGUAUUUCAUAACAAAUUAACAUGGACGUUGAUGAAUUAAGAAUAUCUCACAAUUUGUAUGUUUUUCAACUAAAUUUAAACAUGGGGAUUUCAGUUCCAAAUAUCAACUUUAUUUGUAAAAUUUUAUUAAUUAUUUUAUAAUUAAUUUAAAUUAGAGUUGCAACAAUUAGUUGAUCGAUUCAUUAAUUGGCAACUGUUUCAACAAUCGAUUUUUCAAGAAAAACACACAAAACAUUUGCUGGUUCAAAUGUGAGCAUUUGUUAUAUUUCUGUAAAUGUAAUAUUUUGACUGUGGGUUGGACAAAAUAAGACACUUGAGGAUUUCUCUUUAGACUCCAGGAUGAUGUGAUGGGCGUUUUUCAUCAUUUUCUAAUGCUUUAUUGACCAAAUGAUGAACUGAUUAACUUGCAGAUCAAUCAAUAAUAAAAUAAUUUAAAAUAAUUGGUAGUGCAGCUAAAAUUUGAAUAAUUUAUGAACUAUUAACCCCUGUGUUCCCCUGUGGCUUAUUACAAAAUAAAAGUCACUCUUGGUUCCACGUCCACAGAAACUAUUGAAUAUUUGCUUGAUUAAUUAACAAUUGUUUGGUCUGUAACACGUCAGAAAACUGUGAAAAUGCUCAUCACAAAUAUUCCAGAUUGCUGCUUUUGUAAAAGAGGUCAAACCUCCAGCAGUACUUGAAGUACACGGAAGAAGUUUUUUGUUAGACCGAAGCAUUCGCAAAAUUAAAAAAGUAUUAAUCUUACUACAAUUAAACCUGAAGAAAAGUUUUGAGAAGCUGGAACAAAACGUUUUCAGUCACUCUUUCACAACUGAGAUCUGAGAAAGGUCUCUUUUGUAUCUGUAUAGUGAAUAUGAGCUUAAUUAUCAAUAUAAGUGUAGAAGUGUAAAGCUUUACAAGAAACAGGAAGUGUAAUGUUGCCAUGGAUUCAGUGGGUCAAACCGUUAACUACAACUUGAGCCCUUUUUUCUUUUUUUUUAGCCUAUAUUUGUUUACAUUUUCAAAAAUUAAACACAGACUCAACUGUUAACAUUUCCUCUCUCUAUGCACCUUUAGAUGUUCUGACGGUUAUCACUGAAUGAAUGAAGAAAACGUAAAAACCUGGUGAUUCUCAGGCAAGUUCCUUUUCUAUUAGUCAUAAGUAUGAGAGUUAGUCAUAAUCAUGAGAUAAGGUCUCCGAAUUCUCCGAGAUGUUUUUGUUUUUUGUCAAACCCUUGAAAUAGGAAAGAAAAGCCGGGACAAGGUGAACGGUACAGGGUUAAAAUGAAGUGACUGAUUAAUAUUCUGGUUUUAAUCCACAGUGAUUCAUCUUUUGCUUCAAACUGGUAACAGUUAAUCAUACUAUAAGUUAGUCCACUUUCUGGCAGCUUGGGUGUUUUUUUCUAUGUUGCCAUGAAGAUGCUGUUUUCAGGCCGAUUGUGCAUUUGAGUUGUGAGCUUUUUAUUUCUGUUGUAAUUUACUUAACUUUCACACAGACUGAUUUGUGGGAGAAAGCACCACCGUUUGUUUCUUACGAAACUGACUCAAACUUGAAAGAUACUGUUUGUUUUUGCUUUUUUUUGUUCCUGCAUUUUUUAUAUUGAAAAGUUUGCCUUUAUAAUUUAUGGAGCAUCUGCUUCAGUGCGACUGUAGGCACAAAAAAAAGACUGAAAUUGUAGCAGCCAUGCAAAACCAAAACUGAGCUUUGCAAGAAGACUUGAAAGAGAACUUAUUUUUUAUAGUACUUGUGUAUUUUGUAAUUAUUCCGUUUUUUUAAAGCCUAAAGAUCAUGAGGAUGUGUAGGCUGAAAGUGGAAAAUGUUGCGAUGAUUAUGAAUUAAAAAGAGAAAAUUUUAUUCUUUAAUUUGGUCUUUUUUUUUUUUUGUCAUUUUCUGUUACUUUGUUCUUUGUAUCUGAUUCCUUGUACUGUGUUUUAGUAUUUUUCCAGUUUAAUCGACUGGUUUUAUUUUAAUGUAGAUGUAAAAUUGAUAGACAUGAUAAAUUCAUAUGAACAGAGAAAUGUCGACGCUGCUCUGAAUGGUUGAUUGUUAGUUGAGUAACUAAUUUCAUUCUACUGAUGAAUUCAUUAAAAGUGACUCCGAUCAUGAAUAA
This is a messenger RNA of Seriola aureovittata, 7618 nucleotides long. RefSeq lists its product as uncharacterized. The transcript is spliced from 4 exons. Gene Ontology annotation, molecular function: protein binding. The coding region runs from base 2293 to 3666 and encodes 457 amino acids. Lineage: Eukaryota; Metazoa; Chordata; Actinopteri; Carangiformes; Carangidae. The record is from RefSeq and is a predicted model, not a curated record.